UUUAUGUUUUAUUUAUAGAAGCGCUACAUGAUGUUGUCCACCAGGUGGCAGCAGUCAGAUACGAGCGUAAAAGUCACUGCGCAUGUGCGGUUUAACAUUAUUCAACCAACAUGGCAGCGCUCUACGUGACAGUCAGGACGGCUCUGAAAGGUGCACCCCUCGGCUCUGUCCGGUGGCUCCUGGCCCAGAGGAGCAGCUCUGCCCCGGCUCUGGCUCACUGUCUGCGGCUACAGCUCUCCCCUGCUGCCGCCCUCAGCAGCUCCAGGACGGAGCCCCAGAGGAGCAGCACCAGGAGGCCCGGGGAGGAGCAGCAGGAGCAGGAGGAGGAGGAGGAAGGUCCUGAAUACAUCCCCAGGAGAAGGAAGGCCAAGAACCCCAUGAUGAAGAUUGGUUAUGCCUGGAUGAUCGGCCUCCCUACAGGCAUCAUCGGCUUCAUCCUCACCAAGAGACAAGUGGACAAGAACCGACUGAAGCAGCUGAAGAUCCGACAGAGGAUGAAGACGUCCAACGAGGGAGAGUACGAAGGCAGCCGCUACCGACAGCACCAGGACGUUAAACUGGACCAGUGAGCUCCAUGUUGGGCUGCACCACAGCACACAGACUGAACUUUAUCAGCUCCACGUCUCCAGAAACCUCUUUCAGUUCGAAAAGAGGACGCUGCAGGAAACCUGGACAGGAACGAGUCUGACUGACUUUUGUUGCUCGUAAUUAAUGAACAAAGAUGAUCUGACUGUUCUCUGGAGAAUGACCACAUACAGUCAUGGAAAAAAUGAUUAGACCAGCUUUGUUUUCUUCAAUUUCUUGUUCAUUUUAAUGCCUGGUACAACUAAAGGUUCAUUUGUUUGGACAAAUAUAAUGAUAACAACAAAAAUAGCUGAUAAGAGUUUAAUUUAAGAGCUGAUACUCUAGACAUUUAACAUGGUUUUAUUGAUCAUGAUUUUGGUUAUUAUCAAGAAAACCAUGUUAAAUGGGAGGCCGAUCCUCCUGAGAGGAGAUUUGAUUAUUUUUACUCAGUGGGCUGGACACACACUGCAAAAAAACAACUAGAAUUAAGCAAAUACAUGCUUGAAACAUGUAAAAUCAUCUGCCAGUACAGUAAGUAAAAGUUUCUUUGUAAGAAUUGUUUCACUAAGGAAAAUAUCUCGGCACUGGAAAAACCAACGAUGUCUUGAAAUAAAUCAAAAUAUACUGAUUUUGAGCUCUGUAGUGACACUAAAAUAAGCCAGUAAUACUUGAAACGAGCAUGUUUUGGUGGUAGAAAAUGCUUUUGAAGUAGAAUUCAAACUGAAUGCAACUAGAACUCUCAAUUGGAGCCAGUAUUUUAGGUAUAUUUGUCUAAACAAAUGAGCCUUUAGUUGUAACCGACAUUAAAAUGAACUGAAUUGAAGAAAAAGGGUGCUCUAAUAAUUUUUUCCAUGACUGUAUUUAUGAGCCCUGAUGCUGAUGUUCUAUUAUGUUAUAAAAAAGAAAUAAAUGUAUAUUUAUAAAUCUGUGAAUACAUAAAACAAGAAUCACUUGUCCAACUAACUGCACAUGAAAAGCACAUCAAAACUCACAAAUACAAAUGUUUAUUUGAUAUUAAAAGGCAAAUUCUGCUCAUCAUUGAUAUUUAUAUUUACAAAACCCAAAACACCGCAGAGCGUCUGUGCUGCACAUUCAAAAGUCUGCCUUCGUUUGCAGUUUGGGCUGAAAUAUGAGCCACCAGAAACUGAAUCUGAAAUAUUUAUAUUUGAAUUGAUUAACUUGAAUAAUUGCAUUAAAAAAAACAGGUUCUGAAUUGUAAUUUGCGAUUUAAUUUAUUUGUUUGGAACUGAACAUUCAGUUCUCACAAUUUAAAUUCAAUUUUCUGCAGGUAGUUGAGGCCAGAGCAAUCGAGCGCAGAAAACAGAUGUGCUGAUUGGCAGAGAGGCGCUCUGUGUAUCUGCACUCGAUUGCUCUGGCC
Molecule: messenger RNA, 1942 nt
Organism: Centropristis striata (black sea bass)
Lineage: Eukaryota; Metazoa; Chordata; Actinopteri; Perciformes; Serranidae
Product: DUF4748 domain-containing protein
Exons: 3
Coding region: 111-569 (152 amino acids)
Source: RefSeq, a predicted model, not a curated record